Schistocerca piceifrons (Central American locust) is the source of this 3138-nucleotide messenger RNA. It is a transcript of the gene heix, whose product is annotated as ubiA prenyltransferase domain-containing protein 1 homolog. The coding region runs from base 478 to 1440 and encodes 320 amino acids. Gene Ontology annotation, cellular component: Golgi membrane; endoplasmic reticulum. The transcript is spliced from 2 exons. The record is from RefSeq and is a predicted model, not a curated record. NCBI's taxonomy places the organism in Eukaryota, Metazoa, Arthropoda, Insecta, Orthoptera, Acrididae. Gene Ontology annotation, molecular function: prenyltransferase activity. Gene Ontology annotation, biological process: vitamin K biosynthetic process; menaquinone biosynthetic process.
ACGCGUGUCGAGAUGUUCACUUUAGCGUCAUAGAUGCUUGAUAUGUCAAAGAUAGUGUUGCAAUAUAUAGGCGAUUUUUACCUAAAUAAAAUCGAGGCAGUUGUAUAAACAAUUGUAGAGGUCAUUAAAGCACUACGUAAACGUAUUUCUUUUCAUGAUCAAACACAGAUUGUUGUUGGCUGUUGUAGGUUACAAACAAACACGUCACCAAUGUGUUCUGUAAAUUGAAGGCAAAUGCCGAGUGUCAUGGAAUAGCAGGAAACACUAAAUACCUAUUUCUGCUAAGCUUUAUUUCGCUCUAAAAUAGAGCUUCUGAGGUAGUGAGCAAUUUAUCAUUUUAUUGGCAUACUGUCAUGUAUUAGUUUCCCGAAAGCGAAUUCUAACCUUAUCCAAUGGUUAUGUUGAGCGCGGAUAGAGGCAGAAUUCUGUAAAACCAUUGUCGAUAUUAUUAAAUGAACGUACAUCAUUUUUGAAGAUAUGGGGACAGAAGAAACCAACAAUAUUCGCCAUCAAGAGGCAAACCACACAGUUACUGCCAAACCGAAGUUUAUGAAACUGUCAUCGUAUGUUUUGGCACUAAGGCCUUGGUCCUUAAGCGGGUCUUUGAUGCCUACCUUAUUGGGAUGUGCACUAUCAUACAAGUGUGGAUACUUCAGUUGGGUUAUAUUAUUACUGACGUUGUUUACAGUCGUGACAGUGCAUGGUGCUGGGAAUGUUGUGAACACGUACUUCGAUUACGUGAAGGGUAUAGAUGGACGAAAGAGUGAUGAUCGUAUCCUUGUAGACCAUAUUUUGUCUAAGGAUGAAGUUGUUACACUUGGUGCAAUGUUGUAUGCAGCAGGCUGCCUUGGGUUUAUUUGCUUGGCAGCAGUUUCACCGGCAAAAAUGGAACACUUGGCUUUGGUGUAUUUUGGCGGACUUUCUAGUUCAUUUCUGUACACUGGUGGAAUAGGAUUGAAGUACAUCGCAUUAGGUGACGUUAUAAUACUCAUUAUAUUUGGACCUAUAUCAGUGUUGUUUUCCUUCAUGUCCCAGACAGGGCAUGUCGACUGGGGAACGAUUUAUUAUGCAAUUCCAUUAGCGUUAAACACAGAAGCUAUCUUACACAGCAACAAUACAAGAGAUCUGGAAAGUGACAGCCGUGCUGGAAUUGUAACACUUGCUAUAUUGAUUGGACAAACAGCUUCACAUAUUUUGUAUGCAUUUCUCCUUUUUACCCCAUAUAUUUUAUUUGUGGCUCUAGGUCUUAGAUACUCUAUGUGGUUCCUGCUACCACUUACGACAUUACCUGCAGCAUUUCGCAUAGAAAAGCAUUUUCGCUGCCUGGAGACUAUUCAGACAGUACCUAGAAAAACUGCAAAAUUAAAUUUAUAUUUUGGUUUUUUGUAUGUUCUUGCCUGCAGCCUGGUAGAUGCAAAUCAUAUGCCUUUUCUACACUGAUUUAAUUUUCAGUGUAGUGCUACAACUAUCACACUAAAGAGGUGUAUUGGUUAUGUACAUUCUGGGUGCAAUUAUUGAAUGUUUAUGAGCACCUCAAAAUUUUGUUUUGUUUCUCUAAAUGAUUAAUUUGAUUAUUAACUGAUCAAAUGAUUUACUUAUAAUGCCAGAUUUGGCUUAAAACAUCUUAAAUUACUUCGGGAAAUAUGUAACUGAAGUUAGGUCAAAAAUGAAGGGAAAAGACAGUAAAGUAAUAUCUUGUAAACUUUAGACAUAUUUCCUGCUAUUCAGGCCUAUGGCAUUUUAGAACAGCAUGAAACAGUUAGCUGUCAGUUACCUUUCUGGUUUUUCGGACACAUACUUUGAAAAAUGUUACUUAUUUGCUUUACUUAAUUUUUUAAUCAUCGCUGAAUGGCCUUCAGCAUUACCAGUAUAAGGUCACUGGCAGUGGUACAAUUCUAUCUAAAAUGCUUAUCAAUUGGGUGUUGAAGCAAGUAUUGUUACUAAACAAAGAAUAGCCUUGUAAUAACAAGCCUGUAGAAAUAAAUGUGGAAGGUUUAAUAACACAAGCUACUGAAUCACAAAAUUUUAUUGAAAGCCCUCUUCAAGUGCUUGAAGAGAAAUUCGUGUUAUACAUGUAGGAAGCUGUGUUCUUUGGCUGAUAAGAUUUGUACUGAAGUAUUAGGCUAUUUAAGUUGUGACAACAGUUGUGAAAGUGUGGUGCAAGUUAAUGAUAUACCCAGAAUGCAGAGUUAACUGAAUGGAUUCCAGAGGAAAACCAUAAACACUGAGUCAGUAACGAAGAAAUGUGAACUCUUCAUAUCUCUCUCUGUUGUGGUAGCUUGUCUAUCUAAUAGUUAAUGACCAUACCUACAUGCAUUCGUGAUGUGUUUGACAAUAAGGACCAAGAUAGGUGUAAGUGUGUUAUGCAGGACUUUGUUUCAAUACAGGAUUACCUCAUAUGCCUAAAUAUCGAUAAUAAGAGCAGCUGCUUUGAGAUGUUUCAUUGUAUGAAUAUGUGCUAAUGUAAUCAUUGUUGUGAUUAUAUGUGGUAAGUUAUCAAGACUAAUAUUUAAAUAUUUAGAUGUUCUAUUUUGAAACAUUGUCAAUAUGUGUAGGUCAGUGUUCAUUUUUUAUAUUGGGGUUUGAGUACUUAAAAGAGGAUUCAGUGAUUUUAUGAUCUGCAGCCAUUUAACUACAAGCAGUAUAAGCUAAAAUAAAUUCAAUUUUUGGUGAAAUAACGUAGCUGCAGUGUAGCAAAUAAUAGUCUAUACCAUGCUUAACAUUCUGUGAACAUGUCUCUGUUUUGGCAGUAAAUGAAAUGGCACUAAAAUCAUCUUUCACAGAUUUAGUUAGUACUGUACAGUCUAAACGAGCAAGAAAUGUUACACUUCAGAAGAAUUUUAACAUCACAUAUCUCUGUUAUUUUCAGUUUUUUGUUCUGAUUUAGAGCCUAUAUUGUUUUUAAUUAUUAAUAUUUCUUUGAAUUUUUGUGCUGGGCUGUUCAAGCCAAAACAAAGACUCUGUGUAGUUACAGCUUCAUAGCUGAAUGGUGCUUGAACUUAUUUACUGUAUCAACGUAAAAGUGUCUGUGAGCUUAUUACCUGUCACUGUGUGUGUGUGUGUGUGUGUGUGUGUGUGUGUGUGUGUGUGUGUGUGUGUGUGUGGUAGAGAGAGAGAGAGAGAGAGAGAGAGAGAGAG